AUGGGUAACUGCUGCUCAUCAUGCUGUGGAGGCCGCUCCCGCGAAGGUCUGUACGAGCCUGUUUUGGCCGAUAGCGAGCGCGAGGCCGUCGCCGACCUGUUACAAUAUCUCGAAAACCGUGGAGAGACCAACUUCUUCUCCGGAGAACCACUCAGGGCUCUUAGUACCUUGGUCUUUUCAGAAAAUAUAGACUUGCAACGCAGUGCAAGUCUUACCUUUGCCGAAAUCACUGAGAGAGAUGUACGAGAGGUUGAUCGAGACACGCUGGAACCCAUUCUCUUCCUGUUACAAAGCCCCGAUAUCGAAGUUCAGAGAGCCGCUAGUGCCGCCCUAGGCAACCUUGCCGUCAACACUGAGAACAAGGUCAUAAUCGUCCAGCUUGGAGGAUUAACACCGCUCAUCCGACAGAUGCUAUCGCCAAAUGUUGAGGUCCAGUGCAAUGCCGUAGGAUGCAUCACCAACUUGGCUACACAUGAAGAAAACAAGGCCAAGAUUGCACGGUCUGGUGCCCUGGGCCCCCUGACGAGGCUUGCCAAAUCCCGAGAUAUGCGUGUGCAGCGGAACGCUACCGGUGCUCUCCUCAACAUGACACAUUCUGAUGAGAACCGACAGCAGCUCGUUAAUGCCGGCGCUAUUCCCGUCCUAGUCCAGCUCCUCUCUUCUCCCGAUGUUGAUGUACAGUACUACUGCACUACCGCCCUCAGUAACAUUGCCGUUGACGCCAAUAACCGACGAAAGCUGUCGUCCACUGAACCAAAACUCGUCCAAUCCCUGGUCCAUCUCAUGGACUCCUCGUCCCCAAAGGUCCAAUGUCAGGCUGCGUUGGCCCUGCGAAACCUUGCGUCCGAUGAAAAGUACCAAAUUGAGAUUGUCCGAGUCCAAGGCUUACCCCCGCUCCUUCGUCUCCUUCAGUCAUCUUACCUUCCCUUGAUACUGUCGGCUGUUGCUUGUAUACGAAACAUCUCCAUACACCCAAUGAAUGAAUCGCCCAUCAUUGACGCCAACUUCCUCAAGCCACUGGUCGACUUGCUCGGAUCCACCGACAACGAAGAGAUUCAAUGCCACGCCAUUUCGACUUUGCGCAACCUGGCAGCCAGCUCAGACCGAAACAAGGCUCUGGUAUUGGACGCCGGCGCUGUCCAGAAGUGUAAACAGCUGGUGCUUGAUGUGCCGGUGACGGUACAGUCGGAAAUGACGGCUGCCAUUGCAGUUUUGGCUCUUAGCGACGAUCUCAAGUCACAUCUUCUCAAUCUCGGAGUGUGCGAUGUCCUCAUACCCUUGACUCAUUCGCCCAGCAUCGAGGUUCAAGGCAACAGUGCUGCUGCCUUGGGUAACUUGUCCUCCAAAGUCGGCGACUAUUCAAUCUUUGUUCAAAAUUGGAACGAUCCAAAUGGAGGAAUACACGGAUAUCUUAGCCGAUUCCUGCAAUCAGGUGACGCCACAUUCCAGCAUAUUGCCGUCUGGACCUUGUUGCAAUUAUUCGAGUCUGAAGAUAAGACUUUGAUUGGUCAUAUUGGCAAAGCCGACGACAUUAUCGAGAACAUCCGAGCUAUUGCAAACCGACAAGUCGAAGCUGAGCCCGAGUUUGAAGACGAAGAUGAGGGCGAAGUGGUGAAUUUGGCUCAACGUUGCCUGGAACUGUUGGGUCAGAGCAUGUCUAAAGCCCACAUCGAGGGCUAA
This is a messenger RNA of Metarhizium brunneum ARSEF 3297, 1680 nucleotides long. RefSeq names its product Vacuolar protein 8 (gene VAC8). NCBI's taxonomy places the organism in Eukaryota, Fungi, Ascomycota, Sordariomycetes, Hypocreales, Clavicipitaceae. Gene Ontology annotation, molecular function: protein binding; protein-membrane adaptor activity. Gene Ontology annotation, cellular component: fungal-type vacuole membrane. Gene Ontology annotation, biological process: nucleus-vacuole junction assembly; vacuole inheritance. The record is from RefSeq and is a predicted model, not a curated record.